Messenger RNA from Phragmites australis (common reed), 1929 nucleotides. RefSeq names its product heat stress transcription factor A-4d-like. The record is from RefSeq and is a predicted model, not a curated record. NCBI's taxonomy places the organism in Eukaryota, Viridiplantae, Streptophyta, Magnoliopsida, Poales, Poaceae. The transcript has 3 exons. The coding region runs from base 409 to 1725 and encodes 438 amino acids. Gene Ontology annotation, biological process: regulation of transcription by RNA polymerase II. Gene Ontology annotation, molecular function: RNA polymerase II cis-regulatory region sequence-specific DNA binding; DNA-binding transcription factor activity. Gene Ontology annotation, cellular component: nucleus.
CACGCCUGCACUGGCGGCGCCCGCCACCCGCCUUCGGCUCCUCGUCCCUUCGGCGUCGUCUGCCGCCGCCGCGCCACUUGCACAUCGCACCAAAGCCGAGCCGGUUGUUUUCUUUUCAUCGUUUUGUUCGCCUGGGGCGUCAGAAUCGGAGGAGGCUGCCGUGGUUUCGGGCUGAUUGAUCAGAAUAAGCUGGUUUCGGUCGAAAAGUCGCUGCUUGCAGUAACUUGGCGAGAAUUUCUGCUACAGUUGAGUGUGAACUUGGCGCGAAAUGAACCUGACGCCAGUCCAUUCUGGUGGUUAAGACUUAUGAAGCGGCGUUGAGACCGAGUUAAUUCCUGCAUCCAUCGCUACCUGGAGAGUUGGUUGAUACCGACGAACCGCGCGUGGAAGAGAGAGACGGAGCCCGGCAUGGAGGGUGGCUCGAGCUCGCCGCCACCGUUCCUGAUGAAGACCUACGAGAUGGUGGAGGACCCGGCGACCAACCACGUCGUGUCGUGGGGGCCCGGCGGCGCCAGCUUCGUCGUGUGGAACCCGCCGGACUUCUCGCGGGACCUGCUGCCCAAGUACUUCAAGCACAGCAACUUCUCCAGCUUCAUCAGGCAGCUCAACACCUACGGUUUUCGAAAAUUUGAUCCAGAGAGAUGGGAGUUUGCUAAUGAGGACUUCAUAAGGGGACACACGCACCUUCUGAAAAACAUCCACCGGCGCAAACCAGUGCACAGCCACUCGAUGCAGAACCAAGUGAACGGACCAUUAGCGGAGUCCGAAAGGCGUGAGCUUGAGGACGAGAUCAGCAGGCUCAAGUACGAGAAGAGCCUGCUCCUGGCAGAUCUCCAGAGGCAGAGCCAGCAGCAGUGUGGGAUCAACUGGCAGAUGCAGUCGUUAGAGGAGAGGUUGAUGCACAUGGAGCAGCGUCAGAAGAACAUCGUAGCCUCCUUGUGUGACAUGAGACACAGAGUUGUCUCAAGCUCUCUGUUGGGAACAGAAACAGACCAUUUCAGCAAGAAGAGGAGGGUUCCAACGCUUGAUUUCUUCAUCGAUGAUUCCGCCAUUGAAGAACAGCAGGUGUUGUGCCUGCAGACACUGGGUGCAGAAACACCAAGCAUGUCUCCCAUCCACCUUGUGAAUGAGGAACCAUUUGAGAAGAUGGAGCUGGCCUUCGUCUCCCUGGAGAAACUCUUCCAGAGAGCAAACGAUGCAACUCGUGAAGGCAUGUACGGUGGUGGUGCUGCACCCAACCCUGCUCUAACGCUUGGAGAGAUGCACUCGGCACCAAUGGAUACCAACGCCAAUCUGCAGUCAUCAGCUGGCCUGAAUCCCUUAUCGUCGACCGCAAGGCAUGCCCAUUCGUCUUCUCCAGAAUCUCCGAGUUACACGCAGAGCCCAAUGCUGCCAUUAGCAGAGAUCCAUGGCCAUGACCAUGAAGACGUUCAAAAGACCGCUGAAGUGGAUGUGAACUCUGAGACCACCAGCGCUGAUACUUCACAAGAUGAGACCACCACUGAAACUGGAGGCUCCCAUGCGCCGGCUAAAGUGAAUGAUCUAUUCUGGGAGCGAUUUCUUACAGAAACUGGCGAGGCCGAGUCAGGACGACAAGACGCUGAUAGUAAAAGAGAGGCAAAAGAUCUGAAGAUUGCCGUAGACUGCAACAGCCUCCAUCACCGGAAAAAGGUUGAUCAGAUCACUGAGCAGAUGGGGCAGCUUGCUUCAGCUGAGAAUGCCUGAUGUCACCAUCUGUGAUGAUCCAUAGAACACUUGUAAAGACUGCGCUAUACAUUAGUAGUUUGGGCCGCUUUAGACGCCCUGAUAAUAUACCUAGCUUAGUCUUUAUAGCAUUUCCUACUGAAAUUAUCUGCUGACUUCUGUACAUUGUGUCCUUAUGUAAAAGUCACUUUUGUAGAGAUAGAGCAGCAAACAUUCAGUUUUGUA